AUGUCGCAAAUGUUAUCAGUGCCGUUGAGUCGAGUACGUUCGCCGAAAUUGAAACGGCAAACCCCGGUGGAAGAUGAAAUCGAUGGUCAACCACUUCAUCCAACGCGAUCGAUUGUAUCCGAUCAUGAAUCGAACUCAUCACGUUCAUUGUCACCGUAUUGGCGAAUAAUUACAGACCCUGAUUCAUCAUCAAGUUAUUUGGAUGUACCUGACACAACGAAUACCAGUCGCCGGUCGUCGAAUAACAGUGUCGUGCGAUUCAGUUCCCAUGAUACAUCGGAUAUAUGUUCAAUUCUUGAUAUGAGCUGUGAAUCGGAAAAUUUGGAAAAAGCGAUUAUUAAUAAUGAUAAGUAUACCGUUCGUCGAAUUAUUGACAUUCAUCAAACCAAAUUUAAUCUGAUUAAAGAACGUUCGAGUAUGUCACAUACUCAAUCAGGAUUUCAUAUUCAUCCACUACCACCCACACAAGUACAUUCGCAUACGAACACAUCAUUCGGCUCGCCAUCAAUCACCAGUAACACCGAUUUACUCGAAGGAUAUAGUAAACAAGCAUUAUUUAGUAAUGACACUGAUGAGCCGCAAUCACUUGCAUCACCUGAACCUACAACGUCAAUGUUUGAUGCUGCGAGCUGUGUGUUAACGUAUACAACAGGUCCGCUGGCAGCAGCAUUGAUUAAUGCUCAUCAACAUGCGCAUUUAACGUCAAAUCCUUCAUCUUUAAACAUCAAUUCACCGAUACGUGAACGUUGUGAAACUGAGCACGAUUCAAUGUUUACUGCCGCAACAAGUUUCCACAAGGAAAUAAGAUAUCCAACCAGUGAUUCGCCCAAUGAUGCACCACCUAUCUUUCGCAACGUUUUACACCUCGCAAUUAUGUAUGAUUCUCGAGAUGUCAUGCGCAUUUGUUUGAAAUAUGGUAUUGACCCAAAUGCAUCUGGUGUUCAUCCGAAUUCGACUCAGAUUCUACCAGAUACCCAAUUAUCUCCAUCGAACGCAUUAUCUCAAAUAGCUGCUCGUCUAUCACCCGACUUACCAAGUGCAUCGUCUUGUCGGAACGGUACUCUCGAUUAUACCGGUUACUACACAGCUGAACGUUUAUACACCCUCCCACCGUUAUUCUUGGCUGCUCAACGUAACAAUCACUAUGCGUGUAUACUUUUACUUCGAUAUGGUGCCAAUGUUAAUGUUCGUGAUGAGCUUCUCUGUAGUCCUUUACAUCUGGCUGCCCGUUUACAACACAAUGUAUGUGAUAUUCUUAUAUCUCACCAUGCAUCGAUAACAAUCGCGAACAAAUACGGCGACACACCGUUGUCCUUAUGGCCGAGUGUCAAACAUUUACAAACGAAUUUCGUCGAGCGUGAAUUUCGGAAAUUAUGCCGGAAACAUUCAGCGAAUUCGAAACGAUAUCGGUUCUUAGCUCGAGAUACUGAACAUUAUCAGACCACUACAUCUUUGCUUAACUAUAAUAACACAUCGAUCAACAGUGGUUUUAUUCCCGGAAAUGGUUUACGGAAUUUGAGACGAGUUUUUCGCUACAGUGGAAGUGAUUCGUACGAUUCGAAAUCGUUCAAAAAAAGUUUUUCUUCUCAAAGUUCAAUGGGCAAGUCUCGACGAAUCUUCGGAACCAACGCGCAAAACAGCAUCCAAGGCGCUUCGGGUCUACCAAGCGAAUCGCGACAAAUCUCGGAAGAUCGCGACGAUGUGGAAAAUUCACACACAGGAAGAUUAUCCCAUACAAAACGAAAAGCCGGCACUGCAUCCUUAGCUGCCAGUAUAUUACAUGCUCAUAAAACCUCUCGACAACAGCAACAAUCGACUGUGCCAGCAGCUCAAACAUCAACCGAAAACAACGCACUCAAUGAUCGUCUCAACAAACGAUUUUGUGAACUGAGUCGAUUGGCGACAAAUAUCGAAUGUAUCGAUCAAUUGAUGGAUUUAUUGCGAGUACAGAAUUCCAUGGACGAAAUUUUAACAUUGAUCAGUCAAGUUUCCUCGUCGCAAGUCCAUGCUAGAGUUGCCGAGUUGCUCCAAACGUUACUUAAUACAUCUUAUCAAGAAUUUCUGCGAAAUCACGACAAACGUGAACACAUAGAGAACUUUCAAACGCAUACAAAGAAGCUGAUUGAUAUUUCCUUGGAAUUACUUUCGAGCGAUACGGCGAAUAUGCAAUAUUUAGCAUUGUUGACAAUCAACCGUUUGUAUGACAUCUAUGUUUAUCAUAAUUUGAUUAAUCCGGGGAGAUACAAUGCUUGUUAUAUUCCCACAUCACGUCGACAAUUAAAUCAACAUUUAAUCAAUCAGUCUGAUGAGCCAAACACGAAAACGGUUAAUAAUCGUUCGAGAAAGUCAUCCACAUUAUCAACUAUUCUACGACGAAUCUCACGUGAAAACGAAGAAAAACGAACGUCUACUGUUGGCACUGGACCGACAAGUUCCAAAUCGACAUUUAAUUCAACGCAAAGUACGACGACAGUAGGAUUACACAAUGCCACAUCGAAUGACACGCCAUCUCAACCGCCGAAACGAUGGAUUUCAUCGACAAGUCAUGAGAAUAUCCUCGCUUCAUCGUCAACAUCAACAUUAGUACAAUCUGCAAAGGGAUCAACACCAGACCUCUCGAAAACUUCCCACAUGUUGAAUUCCGACACGAUCACGCCUCUUUCAAUCGAUCAUUCCAAUACAAUCUAUACAUUUGAACCAUUUUCACUUCUCUAUCAAAUCGAACCCAUACAUUUAUUACGUCUGAUGCGAACACGUUUAGACGCACAUCGAAUAGAAUUCAAUAAUCGACCGAAAUGCGUUCCAUCAACACGUGCGCCGAUUUGUACUCAUCAUUGCGUUGUCAUUUUAGCGGCUAGAUUGCUUGCCAUCCUCUGUCAAGAUCAUACAUUUCAAGGAAGAUUGAUUGGUACAAAAGAGAAUCUCGUUAUCAUAAUCGACAUGUUGAAUAUCAACAACGAUCCGCAUCUGAUUUGUCUGAUUUUACAAACAUUGGGUGUAAUUGCAUUGAAUCCUGAUUCUCAUGAGAUUCUGACACAAGCUGAUAUACCUGAUACGGUUUUACAUCUGAUUUUACCUGCAGAUGAGAUGUUUUAUACGAAUCAAACUACCAAAUUCGCACGUUAUGUGAAACAUCUCGGCGCGCGAAUACUGGUUUACAUGGGCUUGUUAACAAAAGUCAGCAAUAAAGUUAAUCUAUUUGAUAUCCUUGAUGUUGAACCUGAACCACUCGAUUGCGAUAAACCACAGUCGUUUGAAAACAACUUCGUUCAUCACAUGGCUAUUGGUGAAACGAUCGUCGGAACUUUAUGGGCAUCGUUUGCUGGUAUCUGCAUCGAAAAAUUAUUAGAUGAGUUACUCAAAAAUGGGAUUAACCAAAAACGAUCGACUUCAAAAGAAUCUCAAGAUGUUUUACAAGUUCCGACAAGUCCAACGUCAUCCGCUGGUGUUAUUAACUCCAGUGAUAAUCUUCUCUAUAAUCUUUCGUAUUUAUCAUCUGUGAUACAUCCUGUUAUCAUUCUUCGUCUACUCGAACAUCGUAUUUUUACUCCACUGUUCAAGAAGAAGUCCGUGAUAACGAAUCCUCCAGUUCUCACACAGGAUCAAAAACCUCUGAGCAACAAUCUCGCCUCAACUAACAUUACUACAUCGGUACUUGCAUCAAUUCCGACAUUACCACGACCGGAAACACUUUUUCAACAAAUUAAGUGCUCACAAUCGAGUUUAGAGAAAGCUCGAAACGGUCUUCGAGUGACACCAAGUACAUCAAUAUCCGUUGCAUCAGCGUCAAGUUCUCAAUCAGUACCGGCGAGUGAAUUUCCAUCGAGUGUAAUGAACGCCUUAGAACAUUCUGCGCGUUUGGCAACACCGCCCACAAUUUCGAGUAAUAAUUCGAAUUCAUCAUCUUCUACAAUAACAACAACAUCGACGCGAAAAUGGUUUUGGAGAAACACAGAAAAGAAUACACAGACUAAUAAUACAAGUGAUCGAAAUCCGUUAUUGCAGGCAAUUGUUGAAAGUGAUCCAACUCUAUCAGGUAGUUCGGUACCAUCGCCGCCAACAACAGCUGUAGCCUGUGUCGGAGAAAUCAAGUUAUUUGAGAAAGAAUUACUAAAUUUACCAACCUUUCAAUUAAGUGAUUCGCAGAAUCCACUCUUACCGAGUCCGACGUCUCUCAAUGACUUUUCUGCACAUUUCGAUCCAGGAAGUUCAACGAUAAAUGUCAUCGUCAAUCACGAGUAUACACAUAGUUUAUCGAAUGGUUUAAAUAAAUUCAAACUUCAUAAUGAUAACCUCGCAUCAUCCGUCACAGACAACAUUGGUGGUGCUCGUUGUCUUUCGACCAGUUAUCAAAUUCCAUUCGUUGCUGUUCGCACUCCCUCUGAUGAGAGUGAAUAUUCAUCGAAUGAUCAUCCGAUUCUAGUGCAGCGUAAUUCAUCUCCAGAUUCUUCAUAUCUGCCAACAUCGUCCGAUAAUCGUUCAUCUGUUCGUAAAACAGUCGAGAAGUUCUUUCGUCCAUCGAAAACCGUCGAUAACAUGUCAGCCGUACUAACAAACAAAAACAAUCUUCUCGCAAAUAUUACCAAAUACAACCGACGCUUCUUAAAACUCAAAACUUCGUCCCAUUUGUCACACUCUCAGCCAUUGGUAACAGUAAAUGUUCAUUCCGAGUCACCACUGAUCAAUCAUACUGGACAAACACCACUAAUUCAACGUCGAAAUGAUUCAUCACUAGUCGUUAAUGAGCCUAUGCAAUCACCAGUAUUAAAUCGUCAAGAUCUCAAUUUACCACUCGGUUCCGAUGGUUUACAUCGCAGUCGGUCAUGUGUUGAAGGAAUCAUCAAUCCUACGAAUGGCCAAGAAAUCGGUGGAACCAAUCCAGCUUUAACUCUAUCAGCUGGUUGGUUACAAGCAAAUCAUAGUGAUACGGCAUCAUUGCGUUCGUCGGAUAGUACUGUUUCGUCACUUUCGGCAUAUCUCUCCACUCAACAACAAUCAUCGACACAGCAACUAAAUGGCAUGAUAGACAAAGGCUUGAAUAAAUCUCAAGAAUCCAUACUUAGUUUUUCAUCACCGAAACAAAAACAACGUUCGAUUAAAUCGUUGAUUAUGGCUGCAGCGACGAAAGACAAAGCAACAAAACAAGAUAAUGAUGUGUUGGUUUUAAUCGCUAGUUGGGUAUUGAGGUCACCGGAAGAUUUUCAAGAUUAUCUUGUGCAAAAAGAACUAAAAAGCUUUUUUACUUUACUCGAAUCCUUGCGCAGUUCAUUUCGAGUUUGGACAAGUCAAAUCAAGGAAAUUCUCGCUCUUCAAGACACAGACGUUUCGAAUGAAUCAGAAAUGGACGAUGUCGUUCUGGAGGAUAUUUGUCGCGAAUAUGUGAAAAUCCAACGAGAUAUCGUUUCAGGGCGAUUAAUUUGUUCGAAAGAAGAAGCAGCUGCACUUGCAGCUCUACAGCUACGUCUCGAAGUAUGGCCUGAGGAAAAUUUCGAUCUUGUCGAAGAAGAUGAAUUGCACACGUUAAGUCUUGUACUAAAUAAUUCCACAUCGCAUACUGGUUCGCGGAAUAAUUCGCAGACGAUUAAACCAUCGUGGCGCCAUCGGCAUCGACAUCGUAUGGGAAAGUUUCGUUUUGUUGAUGUAUCUUGUUGUAAAGACGCCGAUUCCAACACGCAUAAAUCGAAAAAACCAUUUCUCCCAUCAAACUACCGUCAUAGUAAUGAAAUUGUUAAACUAAUCAAAGAUAAACAACGCAAAUUGUUUCAUAUCAAUGAUUAUGACAACCCGACACGAUUGAAAGAAUGUUAUGUUCGUUUAUGUCGAAAUUUGCCGAGUUACGGCGCUGAGAUUUACAUCGUCAAAGAAAUCCAAGGCAAACGAGCACAACGAAAAGGAAAUCGUCUUCUUUGUAUUCGUCCCGACAAAAUCUGUUUGCUAAAUAUGAAAACACGUAUUAUUUACAAAGAACAACGCAUGGCCGAUCUUGUCCAUUGGAUUACAAGUGGCCAUCAUUUGAGUGCGGGAAUCAACGAACUUGUUUUAGAGUUUCAUAACAAAACAAAAUGGCGUUUGCAAUUGAACAACACCUCUGAUUUACGUGCUAUUACGGUUUACCUUUGGAAAAUCGUCAAUGUUGAAGGAUUCGCUUUGUUUGAUAAACAAUUGCCGUUGAGCUCAUCAUUGCGACGAACAUCUCAUCCGCAUCAGUCGGCAAGACGAAUGACGCUUUUACCAACAUCAUUAGCGACGAACUCGAACAAAAAUCCAUAUCAAACGAUAACUGAUCUGUAUAAGAAUUUCUCUGAAGAUCAACCCACCAAUCGGAAGUCGCCACCUUGUCAUAUACAGAAUCUAACGCGUUUAAUGCAGAGUACUCGAACAACUGUACCAACAAAUUUAGUAAUGAAUCCAACAUAUCUUCAGCCAACAGAUCAUACUCAACCAUUUUGUUUCUCAGCGGAUCUCGAAGAACUGAAAUAUCUUUUCGAUUUUCCGGAAGAAGUGGCCAUACGUCUAACAGAAAUCGAACAUGAAAUCUUUCUCAGUGUGCCACCAUUGCAAUAUUUACGACAUUUAACAUUAGAUAUGCCUAUAGUAACAGCAAAUGACAUGGCGACACACGGAAAAAGCAUUCGUAUACUCGUUCAACGUUUUCAAGCGGUUGGCUCGUUUAUUCAGCAAUUGAUCGUUUCACAAACGAAUUUCCAAGAACGAAAAGCCAUUGUCGCAUCGAUACUUCGCUGUGCAAUCACUUGUUGGUAUAUGGGCAAUUUUAAUAGUGCGAUGCAAAUCUUAGCUGGAUUAAAAAUUGAAGCAUUUCGUCCAUUGUGGUUAACGAUAACUGACGAGAUUCCUGGUUUCAAAUUUCUUACUGAUGCGUUUAAUUCCAAUGAGAAAACUCCGCAGUACUGUGACGCUGUUAGUCGAGCAUUGGAUAUUCCAACGUGUAAAGUUGUACCAUUUUUCGGCACAUUUAUCAAAGAUCUUCGAACAAUAUUGAGCGGCGUACCAAGCAUCGUUGUACUUUGUAAUCGAAAUACACAAAAGCCGCUUGAGACUGUUGCCGAAGUGCAGAAUCAAGAGCAUUUUUUGACACGUAUCGGUGUGGGUGGUUUGAUCAAUACUCGCAAAAUCGAACUUGUCCAUAUGGUUCUAAAAGAUAUCGCUAUGUUUCAUAACCGUCAUCGUCGCUUACCUCUAUUCAAAUGUUGUAAUGACCUCAAUCGAAUGAAGCUACCUCGACAAUCUCUUGUACCAGAAAUGAAAGAAAAACAUUCAGCAACCGUUUCUGUUCCAUAUGGAGACACUUUAACCGAUCAAAUACCAAAACCACGAUCGACUCGGAAUCGAUCGUUUCCAAAUACAUCCACUACCGGCGACGAGAUCGACCCAUGUCGCAUGACAAACAUAGCGAUAAAUAUCAUUGGCGAUAACGAUGUGAAGAAUUCCAACGAGGAAACUUUAUCAUCCGCUAACGCAGUUCUACCUUACCGUUCAUUGUUAGAUUUCAAUGAACCCGAGACAUUCUAUUGUUUAAAUGUAUCAUUUUAUCAACCAAUCGCUCAAUCGAAACAUAAUCACGAAGUCUCUCUGUUGUCAAUGCAUCAUAUCAUUGAUUUUAACAAUUUGCAAUUACUUCGAAAUGGUACGACGAUGAUAUUCUACGAUGAAGACACCAUGCAUUCAUGUUUGGUUACCGUUCGCCUUGAAUUAGAUAAUUGCACACUAACUUGGACUAAACCUUCUUGGGACACUCAUCGAAGUAUUGAGAACGUCAACAUGACAAGUCAAGUAUCGAACGAUACCGCACACUAUUCUAUCUUGAUGAAGCGUUAUAUCCUACGAGAUGUGGCAUUUGUUGAUAUGGACGAAGGAUUUGUUCAACUAAAAUAUGUUAAACACAUUCGUAGUGGUAUUUUACAUUGUGAUUUACUUCCGAUUAUCAAACGGUACAAGUUAAACGAUAUUACCAAUCCGGAGAAUUGCUUUACGAUCAUCUACGGAGCAUCUGUUAGCGAAAACAAAAGUCUUUGUUUUAUCAGUCCGAAAUAUUGUUCACAAAUUUGGUAUUCAAGUAUCGAUAAAUUGAUUGUACAAUAUCGCAAGCAUCGCCUAUGUUCGGAUCGACGAAUCAAUUGGCUGAAAAAUCAGUAUCUCUCAUUGUAUCAUGAAAAUGAACGAUUUGAAGGGCCGACACCAAUGACUGCGAUACUGAUCUUCGGAGGAAGACAGUGGAAUUCAAGUUCGCUGUUUCCAUAUGAACGUGAACAUGUUUCCUCGAAGAAGUCAGGCAGCGUGAUCAAAUCAUGGUCGAAUUUAGGGCUCAGACGACGAAACAAAUUCGAACAAGAUCGAAAGGCCAGUGUUUCGACGGAAUCCGAACCUGGACAUACAUCAAAAUGGCAACCGCUGAACUAUCCAACAGUUAUACCACAUAAAUCUCGAACGCUUGGUCAUCGAGCGAAAUCCAUUUCGUCAACUUCAUCAUCUCACACAUCAAACAACUCUCGUGCAUUGAAUCAACACCAAAACCAUGCGAAACAACGUUCAGUUUUUACGACUCAGUUAACACUGAAUCCUUCGAUUAGUUUUUCCUCGAACAAACGUCACCGGACGCAAGUGAUCAAUUCCAAUGCUCAAGUUCAAGAUUCAUCAUCACCAUGGAUAAUCAAUGAAAGCCAUAUGGACUUUCCUGAAUUCGUGGAAUUGUUCAAAUCGUUCUAUUUUCAUUGCCGACGAGAUUUAAAAGACCUUUUCGAUAAAUUCGCAUGUGAGAUCAACCUUGAACAAGAAUAUGCAAUGAAAGAACAAUACAAAAAUGACGUGCUGGAUACACCGAGACAUUUAACUGGUUUGAUCACACGAAAUAUCAUCGACGAUGUCACUGACGCUAGUAUUCAUCGAAUUUAUGAUAUGAUCGCUAUAUCAUCCAUUCCAUGCUAUGCGAUUAGCACGCACAAUCGAGGAAAUGUUCUCAUCACCAGAGAUCAAUUUAAUGAUUUUCUCGUUGAACAUCAAAAAGAGAGCAAAACUUCGUAUGAAAUCGAACAAAUUAUCUACCGACAUGAACCACAUCGACAAAAUCGUUUGAAUAAAGUUCUUUCACUCGAAGGUUUCUCGCGAUAUUUAUUAGACAAAGAAAACUAUGCUUUUGUAAAUGAGCACACCAAAGUCAAUGAACAGGAUAUGGAUAAUCCUUUAUCACAUUAUUUUAUUGCUUCUUCACAUAAUACGUAUCUAACCGGUCAUCAGUUACGCGGUGAAUCAUCUGUUGAAAUGUAUCGUGAAAUACUUCUAUCUGGAUGUCGUUGUGUAGAACUUGACUGUUGGGAUGGUGAUGAUGGUUAUCCAGUAAUUUACCAUGGUCGAACAUUCGUUAGUAAGAUUUCCUUCAAACUUGUUGUUGAAGUAAUCAAUGAAAGUGCAUUUAUCACCUCACCAUAUCCGGUGAUACUAUCGAUUGAAAAUCGUUGUUCGUUGAUUCAACAAGCACGUAUGGCUCAAACAUUCGUUAAAGUUUUCGGUGACAAAUUGAUCACGAAAUACAUGUUCGAUACGGACUUUUACGAAGACCCGGCAUUACCCUCGCCAAAUCAACUGAAAUAUAAAAUCUUGAUUAAGAACAAAAAAAUCAACAAAAUGCAUUCGGCAACGCAAUUGAGUCGACAGAAAGUUCAGUUGAGUGUGAAUUAUCGCAAUUCGGUGUAUUCGUCGCCGGAUGACAACGAUGAAGAUGAUGAAUCGGAUGAUGAUGAAAUGUUAGAUGAUUAUAAUUAUGAUCCAUAUACAAGAAGAGAGUCGCAACGAUCGAAUUCUGUUACCGAUUCACCAAUCUACCAGCCGAAAAAGACGAUUGUGACAACGGGGCCUGACCAAGACGAUGGUGAUGAUUUACGAUCCUAUCGAAAUCGUCGAUAUAGCAUCAUGAAUAACGAACCCCGACAACGGUUGAAGAGUAGCAGUUCGAUCGAUGCGAAUCAUGUCGUCAAAAUCAACAAAUUAUCAAAUGUUCCAGCGAAAAUACCGCCUAUGCUAGUCGCGAAAGAGUUAUCCGAUAUCGUUAUCUAUACUCAAGCAAUUAAAUUUCGAGGUUUAACGUGUUCAUCAACAACAGCUAGUUUUGUCAGUGGUAAACCUGUUCGUAAAGCGCCGAAACGAACAAUUCAACAACUAGUCGCUCAACCUAGUACGACAAGUGAGUUUCAAAGUUCGGAAAGCUCGCGAUCGAUCGAUCAAGUUUCGCCAUGUCAUCAGAUAGUAUCAUUGAUUGAAAAUAAAGCAAAGAAAUUGUGUAAAAAUCAAGGCGGUGAUAUGAUUAUACAUACGGAAACUCAACUUGUCCGAUGUUAUCCAAGUGGAUUUCGUGUCGAUUCAUCGAAUUUCAAUCCGUUGCAUCUAUGGAUAUAUGGCAUUCAACUUGUGGCAACGAAUUAUCAAACACUUGAUUCUGGUCAACUCUUGAAUUUAUCCAUGUUCGAACAAAAUGGCAACUGUGGUUAUGUUUUAAAGCCAAGUAUCUUUUGGGAUAAAGAACAUCCUCAAUAUUGUCGAUUCAAUCCGUCCGUCAUUGAACGUGAAGGUUCUUGUACCGAACUAACGAUCACUGUCGUAUCUGGUCAAUAUUUAACUCAAAAUAUCAGUUCGACUUCGAGUGUUUAUAUCGAAGUUGAACUUCUCGGUAUCCCGAUUGAUUGCAUGUCGAGAAAAACGAAACCAUCCGUUAAAAAUUCUCUCAAUCCGAUUUGGCAAGAAACGUUUGUCUUUCAAGUAGAAAAUCUUUCACAACCAAAUCGUGUUCCUGACAAUGCAAUCUCUCUUUUUCAGGUAUUCUUUAUCGAUCUAGCCUUCAUACGAUUUCACAUCUACGAUGCUGGAAGUAAUCAUUUGAUGUCUCAACGUGUUAUGCCUCUGAAAUGUCUUCGGCCGGGUUAUCGACAUGUUCGUUUGAGAGAUGUGAUGAAUGUUCCACUAGAAUUAGCGACAUUGUUUAUUUACUCGAAAACAACGGAGAAUAUUCUCAUUAGAAAUCCUGACCAAGACUUGUCGACGUCCAACACGCCACAUCUGUUUCGAAAUCGAAUAUUCGGACGAGCCGCCGAUCCAUCUGAUGCUCUUGGUGCUAAUCGCGAUUCACUACGGCCGAAGCACAAAACAUUCGAAGUUAAAGUCUAUGGCAAGGAAGGUCGUGAUGAAGAUUUCCGAAUAUUCGCUGUUACACAGUACACAACUGUCGAAGAAUUGAUCGAGAUGAUUGCCAAGACAAAUGACUUUCUUCAAGUUGGUGAAACUAUCAACGAUAUAAUUCUCACUGAAUCAUCGAAAACAUGGAAAAAGAAGUCAUCAUCAUCGAAACACACCGAUAUUCCCCCACGAGUUCUCGAGAAACACGAACGAGUCCUUGUUGUAAUGGAUCGCGUUGGUCGAGAAACAGUCAUUCUUUGUAAAAGAAAAGCUCAAACGCCUCAACAUCUCAUCAUGUCCACAUUAAACGACAAAACUCUCCAGCAUUGGGAAAAUUGUGACCGAACAUUUCUUGUGACAAUUUAUAACAUCUCAUCCAUACAAAAACAUACAACAUUUCGAACUCCUAUUAAUUCAACAGCGAUUCAUGUGAUCACACAACUAAUGAAGAAAAUUCGUAUGAAUGGUCUCCCGAAUGAUUAUGGACUUGUAGAAGAAAUCGAUUUCAAUGAUACUAAUCGUCGCGUACCGAUCAAACGUCGUUUACUCGCAGACGAUGAGAAAAUCUAUGGAAUUCAACGUCUCUGGACAUCGACAAAUUCGAAAUUCGUUUUAGUGAAAAAAUCGGAAUACCCGGAAACGAAUAACAGCAAAGCAUUCUCUGACAAAUUUCUAUUUCUGUCCCUAACAGGUCAAAAAUCACUAGAACGAGAUGCUCAUGACGAAAAUCCACCGAAAUCUCGUAUAAAUACAAUUGUUAAUCUCACCGGCUCAACUAUUCGAACAACAAUGACUCCACCAUCAUCCAAACCUCCAUCAUCCAAACGUUCGCUAAAAACUCUUUUUACAAGGAAUAACUCAUAA
Molecule: messenger RNA, 12045 nt
Organism: Adineta ricciae
Lineage: Eukaryota; Metazoa; Rotifera; Eurotatoria; Adinetida; Adinetidae
Source: the annotation of a GenBank genome assembly